UCCACAGUUGUGUUUGGCAAGUGACCAUCAGUGAGGGUGUGCGUGACUGAUAUGUGAGUUGUAACCAACGACCUACUUGUUUUGUUCGCAGGCAUAGGCAUACGUGUUUCGCAGUCAGUCCAAGGAUCAAACAUGUAGCUAACUACGAAAAUAGAUGUGAUGUUGGGAGAGCAGCUACGUGAAGCUGCAGCAGAAGGGAACAACAGGGAGGUCGUACGAUUGCUCAGUGAAGGAGCUAAGAUCACGCCUGACAGGAAUGGUCGCACUGCACUCCAUUUGGCUGCUGCUGGAGGGUUUGCUGAAGUAACAGCUGCACUUCUUCUUGCUAAAGCUGAUCCCAAUGCAGUAGAUUCGGUUGGUUGUUCUCCUCUACAAGUGGCUGCAGCUGAAGGUCAUUUAGAAAUAGCCAAACAACUCAUAAAGUAUGGAGCAGAUGUCAAUAAACAGGAUACUGUGCAUGGUAAUACGGCAUUGCACGAGGCAAGCUGGAAAGGAUUCAGUCAGAUGGUUGCCACCCUAUGUAAGGUCAAAGCCAACAUGAACAUCAAGAACUAUGGAGGUUUUGCUGCUCUCCAUCUGUGCUGUCAGAACGGCCACAACCAAAGUUGUCGAGAACUAUUAAUUUAUGGAUGCAAUCCAGAUUUACAAAAUAAUUAUGGCGAUACACCCUUACACACAAGCGCCAGGUAUGGUCACGCUGGAGUUACGAGGAUACUCAUCAGCGCCCAAUGCCGUGUCUCUGAUCAAAACAAGAAUGGGGACUCAGCUUUACACAUAGCUGCAGCAAUGGGUCGCCGUAAGUUGACAAGGAUCCUCCUGGAAGCCAAAUGCAAUAAAAACAUUCAAAAUAAGCAACAUGAGACUGCUAGAGAUAUUGCUUCGAGGAAAGAAUUGACAGAAAUAUUGAAGAUUAUUGAUGAAGUUCCUGAUGCUCCAUCAUCGAAAAAGGGAAAGAAAAAAGAAAAAGAGGCUAAAGAAAACAAAACUAGUAAACACAAGCAUGAUAAGAAAAAGCAAAAAGUACAAUUUAUGGAGGCAGCUUCUCUAGCAGGUGGCAAACAGUGGUCUCCAUAUGGAUGUCAUUACUAUCCAGAUCCAAAAGAUUUUCCUCAACCAAAUCUUGAUUCGUUACCCAAUGAGCCAUUAAAGAAAGGCGAGCAAUAUUUUUUGGAUUUGGCUGGCAAUAUUUGCAAGGGCCCAGUUGGAGUUGGAUACACGUGCUACUGCGCGCCGUUCUUCCGUCACGUAGAGGAGAAGCUGGAGAGAGACAAGCAGGAGCUGAAGGAGCAGCUGACAUUCGCCGAGCAGAGGCUGGGCAGGCGAGUGGAGAGUCUUGAACGCAAGACCGAGAGUCGCUUGUCGCAGAUCGCACACUGGCUGGCAGACCACCGCAGUUGCGGCGACGCCAGUGCAGUUGCGUCAAUGCAGCGCACGCGUAGCCUUGAUGGAGAGCUCAGCGUACAGCUGGAAAGCCUACAGGUCGACGAUCACGUUCCUAAGCACCCUCUCAAACGGUUCUGGAAGAGUCAAUUCUUGAACCCCGUAAGGACCGAGUGUCCCGACCUGGUGUCGUCGCAUCACUCCUACAGUCCUACCGGCAGUGUGAUCCGCGACCACGCCAAACAGGACGAUCUGCUUCCGGAAUGGCGGAAGGACGAGCUGAGAAAAUCGGUUCAAGAGAUCAUGUUGAGAGUGAACUCGCACCACAGGGAGCAGGGCGAGGGGCGGGAGGAGGAGAGCAGGUGGCGUGAGGAGGAGAGGGCAGGUGGCGUGAGUUCGGACGACGACUCGAGUGAUGCUGAUGACGAUGGCGAAGACAGGGUGGUCUCCUGGCAGGAGGUGGAGAGGCUGCCCUACCGCAGUCGCAGCGCCGUAUACGAGCGAGAGCCACCCGACUCUGGCUACAGUACAAAGAUUUGCAGCAAUUCUCAAGGCCCAUCACCUUCGCUAUCAGGACGAUUAGAAUCGGACGGGUUGGCGCCGGCGACCGGCAUAUUCAAGUCUCAGGCGGCAGUCAUCGACCACAGCGAGUAUCAGCCUCCCCCUCCCACUACCACUCAGUUAACCAACAAAUGCCAAAAUAUCUACACUGGAGAAGCAAGUUUAGUUUAAACAUAUUUUGUAAAUAUCUAUUUAUUUGUAAAAAAGCAUGUUUGUGAUUUUCUGUAAUAAUUUUGUUGAAAUACAUCAAAUGAAUCUUACAAAA
Molecule: messenger RNA, 2206 nt
Organism: Nilaparvata lugens (brown planthopper)
Lineage: Eukaryota; Metazoa; Arthropoda; Insecta; Hemiptera; Delphacidae
Gene: dgo
Product: ankyrin repeat domain-containing protein 6
Exons: 12
Coding region: 160-2112 (650 amino acids)
Molecular function (GO): protein binding
Source: RefSeq, a predicted model, not a curated record